ACCUAUCUGUAAUAUAUAUUUUUUUAAUAAACCGGCCGCCCACACUAACUUCGCGUGAGCAUUGCUAACAGAGCUGUAAGCCAAAAUACUCUGGUAGAACAUGUACACAGUGAGUCCAUAAAAUUUUUUCAGAAUGAUGAGCAAUAAAAAAGACAAUAUAGUCAUAAGGAUAAUCUAAAAUACAUCACACGCCUUUUAACAUUUUAAAUGGAACAAGUCUAGUCAUCCGGCCCAAAGAAGGAGGUUAACCCAUCGGCUGGGCAGUUGGCGACAUUCGUCGAGCAAUAUUAAUACAGCAUCUGAUCAGGUUCGACAAAGAGGUAGGUGGCCAAAGCUUUCUUGCAAUGCUUCCACGUUUAUCGCAUCAAAAAGGAGUUGAUUGAUUAUAAAAUUAUGGAUGAUAGCGACAUGGUGAAACGCAACUUCAAGACCCUGCACACUGAUUCCCGAUAAAGCGCUCCACUUGAUUUUGCAAAUCCAAUCAAAUAAGAACAGUGGAAGCAUUAAGCAAAAAACAAAUAUGGCUUAGAUUGGUAAUUGUUGGGGUGGGGAGGCCCGCACGAGCGGGUUCUGCGAAGUAAGCAGCGUCCUCGCUCGGCCAGCCUAUAAACCCUCCAAAAAUACUUGCGCAAAGAGAUUAGCGCGGCGGGCAGCUCUCACCACCCGCUUUGUUUUCCUUACUCAUUAGUUUAAGGCAAGUUGAAACGCUGCAACAAGCCUGGUUUAUAUUGACCCGAGAGCGUUUCACCCAUUUCAGUCUUUCCGAUAUGGGACUAAGUAAAGGGACGCUUCCGCCUUGCUGAUUCAACUUGUCGGCUUCUUUUAGAGUUUCAUUUCCGGCCUUCGCCCGCAAGCGGGAGAGCAUAUAACUUCCCUUCCACCGGCUCCGAGGAGGAGGAGGACGGCCAUGGCAGAGUUCAACGAGCCACGGUCCAAAGCCACCGCCUCUGUGUCCUCGUCUGGAAACCCUACGUCCUUUCUUUCGCGUGCUUCCAAGUGCGCCAAAACCCUAGAGGAGGGAAACCGCUCCUUGUCCGACGACGCGGGGUUCGCUCAAGUUCAACCGAUGAUGGAGGAUUGGCAUCAGCCAUGGUUGAAUGGAGUGGAGUUGCUUGAGGAUUCUAAUCGUAAUAAGCAUUUUCUCCCCACUGGAUAUGAAGGGAUUGAUGUGCUUCUUGGAGGAGGCUUGUGUGAAGGCCAGUUGACAGAAAUAGUUGGGUCAUCAUCUUCUGGUAAAACACAAGUUUGUCUAUAUUCUGCUGCACAUGUUGCGGACAAGCAUUUUGGUGUUGUUAUGUUCUUGGACACAUGUAAUUCCUUUUCUCCGAAGCGUAUUGCAUGUAUGGUUGAUCAACUUUCUAGCUCUUUUUCCGGAGAGGCCAAAGAAAGAAGACUUAAAAGGAUUAUGAGCAACAUAUUUUGUCACUCAAUUUUUGACAUCUUUGCACUUUUGGAUGUACUGCAUCAACUAGAAUUCAAUUUAAAGCAUCAGGUAACAAGUGGACAUACGAAGAUAUGCUUGCUAAUUAUCGAUUCAAUCUCCUCUCUCCUAACCCCUGUCCUUGGAGGCAAAGGUUCGGAAGGACGACUUUUGAUGGUGUCUGCUGGAAUUAUUUUGAAGAAACUAGCAAAUGAGCACAAUGUCUCUGUUUUGGUGACAAAUCAUAUGGUCGGUGGAGAGGGAGGAAUCUUGAAGCCUGCAUUGGGUGAAAGUUGGAAGAGCAUUCCACAUGUACGGCUACAGCUUACCCAUGAUCAAGGGAGCAACAUCUGUAAUGUUUCAAUAUUAAAGCACACAUUCAUGAACCAUCAAUAAUCCAAAAUUAGGUAGGAGUUGAAGUUAUCCAGAAUUCAUCAAUUCCAAUUUCGACGGACAACAUCAGCCCAUCUGGAGGAUGGUAAGCCGAUUUUAUCAAUUGUGGUCCAACCUAGGCUAAUCCCCAUAAGGUGUGUGCUAGUCCUGUCCACUAGCCGCUUCUGGUGAAAGCAUGCCACGGUAGUUGUUCAUUACUCCAAACACAGUCGGUAACUUAUGAUCAUGUUAAGGUUGAAAGAUUAUUGCAUUCCAGUUGUUGUGUUUGUAGCUUUCUCAGACCCUUUUUUGAAUGUUAUCUUGAUCGCAGGCUUCUGGUCGUACUACAAAAUUUGUGAUCCACGGUUGAAGCUGGCUAAGAGCUGCUCUGGAUAGGAUGGGGGAGGUAAAAGAAGAGGCUGCGACUGUGAGGUAGCACAGGGCUUCUUCCUGAUUCAGACCAGGGGGAAAUAUCUUGCAUGAAGUGCUCGGCUGUUUGGAAGCGCAGCUCUUUUUCUUCUCUAGUUUUGGCUUUUUUUUUAUAUGGGGCGAGGGCCCAGAAUACCUGGGCUCUCUUAGAAGGGAAGGCUUGCAAACUGAUAAGAAUUGAUUGAGAAAGGAUGAUCGAAUCCGCUCAAUCGCUGUCCUCUUGCAUUGUCCUUUAAACGUUAAAUACUGUCGUCAUUUUAUCAAACCCUGGGGGACACUGCACCAAUCAGGUCGAUAAAAGGGCAUUUGCAGCGGUGCGUACCCAGGGAAACGUUAAAGACAGAAUAUUUACUCCAAUUGCCGUAUUUCUAUUCCUUUCUCCUAUGGAAAAAUUGGGUGGUAUUCCCAGCUAAGAAACAUGUAAAGGUGACCUCGCAGUGAAAUCCGCAUGAAUUUAUUUUUGAGCCAUGGUCUUUCAGACGCUGCUGAAGAACCAGACAAAUAAAGUUCCCAUAAGGCGUUGCUGUUAGAGCUGUAUUUGCAUCAGGUUUGUAAGCAAUUGCAGCUGUAAAACAUAUGCACAGAUUUAGGCAGCCCUCCUGCUGCUGAAGAACCAGACAAAUGAUAUUCACACGAGGAGUUUGCUGUUACGGUUUUAUUUUUAUCAAGGGGUAAGCAGCUACGGUUACAGACAUAUGCCUUCCAACUGGCAAUCAGAUUUAGGUCUACAAAGACUGACAGUUUGGGUUGCACUUAUUUAAAACAGUUGAGGUUGUGUAUCCUGGUCGCUUCGUGAUGUGGGUUGAACGGCCCCUGUAACACAUUCCCUCCAUUAGCAUUCUGCUGGAAGUGGCAUAAUUCAUGAGAACUAUUUUUUUUUUCUUUCUAAAAUGGAUGAUUCAUAUAGCUCUUGUACGAACACAUUCAAAAUAGAUGAAAGCUAAACUAGAUUCGCUUCUCA
This is a messenger RNA of Phoenix dactylifera (date palm), 3182 nucleotides long. The record is from RefSeq and is a predicted model, not a curated record. Lineage: Eukaryota; Viridiplantae; Streptophyta; Magnoliopsida; Arecales; Arecaceae.